Anastrepha ludens (Mexican fruit fly) is the source of this 1062-nucleotide messenger RNA. RefSeq lists its product as uncharacterized. The record is from RefSeq and is a predicted model, not a curated record. Lineage: Eukaryota; Metazoa; Arthropoda; Insecta; Diptera; Tephritidae. The transcript has a single exon. The coding region runs from base 1 to 1062 and encodes 353 amino acids.
AUGCCGAAUUCUACUAAAACGCGCGAUUCCGCUCUCAAUGCCAUUAAACGGUAUAUGGCAAAAAGUAUUGAUGAGGCAUUCACUAUGGAUGCAGAGAAUAUUGCAAGCUACCUUCAGUUAUUGAGUGAACAGUGGGUUCGUUUUAACGUUGCUCAAGACGCUGUAGAAAUUACUUGUGGUGCCGAUGUUAUUGAAAUUGAAGAAAAUGUGCGUAUCCAAGCCGAAACUUGGUACUCUACAGCUUCAGCUAACUUUAGCCGCGUGAAAAAUUGUCGUACUAAAUCGCAAGAUAGCUCCACAAAGGCAUCUGUGUCCACGGUUAUACGUUUACCGAAAAUGGAGUUGCCCACAUUCUCCGGUGACUCUACAGAAUGGAUUGGUUUUUUCGACGCGUUUUCUUCGUUAGUUGAUAAUAACUCUGCUUUAUCAGAUGGACAAAAGUUGCACUAUCUCCGAAGCUGCUUGAAAGGUGACGCGUUGAAAAUUAUUAGUGGUUUUAAAAUAUGUGACGCAAAUUUCGUUGAAGCUUGGGGUCUAUUAACAUCGCGGUAUAAGGUUAUUCGUGUAAUUGUGGAAUCUCAUCUUCGCGCGUUGGCUGAAAUUAAAAGGGCUACGCAUGACAAUGCUGACGCAAUCAAAGGUGUAAUUGAUGCGUUCCAACAGCAUAUUCGCGAGCUUAAAGCGUUGGGUCGUCCGAUUGAUUUUUGGGAUGAUUGGUUGGUACAUGAGGUCGUCAGUAAGUUGGCAUUCGAAACGCGUAAGCAGUGGGAGUUAUCGCUCUUUAGUGAUGAUCCUCCAUCUUUUGAGCAACUAAUAACAUUUUUAGAGAUAAGAUGCCGAUCGUUAUCGAUGUUUUCGUCGUCAACAAUAUCAGUACCAAUUAAGGUUAAAACUGCAUCAGCAAGCAAGUCGACAAAUGUGUUCCACGCGGUAUCAAAACAAAGUAACGUGUGUGCAUAUUGUAGUGGACCUCAUAAAAUUUACAGUUGUGAAAAAUUUCGUGAAUUGGACUUGUCUACAAGGUCGCAUAUGCUUCAACUGCUUAAGUUCAGGUCACUAUAA